GAAUGAUGAUUGCAGACGUACAAAGUGUACCAACUCGUAAUUCGGUGUGCAUUGGUAUUAAGCAGGCUUUGAAUGAACGGCUCCGGGAACUUUAGUUUUAACUUGUACACAAAAUGACUGAAUGUACGAGUAAUGUACUUGUCAGAUGUUAUUGUAUGUAAUAAGCACAUACGCUUCGAUCAUUUAGGCUAGGCAUAAGCCCUAAUGAAAUUAGAAUUUUUUUAGUACUGUAUUUCUAUUUGCUGUUACUGCUAUUAGUUUUGACUUUAACCUAUUGCCUUCUUACCCCUUUUUAAUUGAACCAUAAGUGAUAGUUUUUGAUAAAACAAUGACAAGUGUACCUUCUUGUUAACUAGAAACAACAAGCACCUUCUAUUACAAUAAUCAUUAACUUGUCAUCGAACACUCAACGUUUAAGGAAUUCCUGCACGACGGAGGUACCGCCACACAGACAGACCACCCAUCCAUUAUUCUGCAAUGCAAUUAGGUUAGUUGAUGUUUUAAGGUACCUGAACCUCAUAACAUUUACUAUAAUUUUGACUUAAAAUUACUAAAUGAUUUCAAACAUCGUGUUCGUGUUGAGCUUUGGUGAAUACUCGCAACUAUAACUCGGUUAAUAACAGCUGGUGGGUUAAAGAGACGUGUGUAGCACUCACGUUUGUGCGAUGGCACAACAAAAAAUAUCAGCAUUCAGUUACCCUGCCCCUUAUAAAUGGAAUACUGAGAUCCCACGCUAACAGUAGCACUUGGAGUACAACGAGCGCAGUCCGAUUUGAGCCAUUGUUAAAAGCUUGAGGUAACUAGACGAUGUUGUUACUUGUACUUUGUCUAAACACAAAAUAACUGUGCAGUCAUCGCAAGAAGUCACUUUUAUAUCGUAAGAAAAAUGACCAGCUUUUAAUUUUUCAGAAUGUUACGGCUCAUCAGUUCCUUGUUGGUGUUCAGUGCUCUCUCUGCAGCAUUCCCGUUCCCCAUCCCAGCGGCUCCUGUGAUCCCCCCGCUGCCAGUGAUUCCGACGAAGUUCCCUUUCGUGCCGGGAGCGACGCCGAUAAUACCGGGAGCGGUUCCAUUCGCCCCAGUCGCCAGGCCUGCACUUCCGGGGCUGAACAAUCCAUACUACAACUAUGCAGGAGGCCCAGCUGUUCCGAUUGUGACGUAUUCGAGUGAGCAUGGUUUAGAUGGGACUUACGCAUUUAGUUUUUCUACUGCUGAUGGGAAGCAGGCUCAGGAAAGUGGCUACCUUAAAGAUGCUUACAUUGACAACAGUGGCAAUCCACAAGGAACUCAGGUAGUUCAGGGCAGUUAUGCUUACGUUGCACCCGAUGGUACACCGAUACAAGUCAGCUACGUAGCCGAUGAAAACGGUAAUUGUUUGGAAGUGUCAAUAAAGAAAAUUUAUCCCCACCCUCAGAUACUACUUGAUCCGAGAUACUGGAUUUGUUUCAGACCAUCAGGCGUGCAUAUCCCAGCCGACGGGCGAGCCACGGCACCCAUCUUCGAUAAGGCUAAACAAAUCUUCGACCCAUCUUACAACCGAUACGACCCUUACUACAACCGCAACAAAAUAAACACAUACGGACAAUACAACAACAGGGCCUAUGAUCCCAGAUAUCCCUACGACCCUGCAAAGUACAAUCCCUAUUACAAUAACUAUAAACCAUACGAAAUUGCUGGACAAAACAUACCGGGGGUGAGUACAAACUGCAUCAUUGCAUUGCUUUUGUAUUACAAGCAAGUGUCUUGGAACUUCACCCGGUGCAACAUGAAGUGUGUUUUCCUUCUGGUAGUUUUGGUGGGCGCAGCGUACGCUGACGUCAGCGGCUUCCAGCCUUUCCAACAGCAGACGCUUUACCAGCAACAGCCGCAGCAGCAAGCGCAGUACACGACGGAGCCCAUCCCCAUUAUAAGGCAGGAACAAAUCCUCAACCCUGACGGCUCUUAUAAAUGGAGUUACGAAACCGGUAACGGCAUUUCGGCAGAGGAGCAGGGGUAUGUGAAGAACCAGGGUGUUCCUGAACAAGAGGCGCAGGUCGCCCAGGGACAGUAUCAAUACACUGCGCCCGACGGACAGGUGAUUCAGCUACAAUACUUAGCUGAUGAAAAUGGAUUCCAGCCUCAGGGAGCUCACAUUCCCACUUCGCCGCCCAUUCCUCGAGAGAUCCAGGCCUCUCUUGACCACCUGGCCACCCUGCGCCCGCCGACCCAAGAAAAUCGAGAAUACAUCAGAACCUAGAGAUAAAAUACAUCGCAUAAAACAAUUGAAUCCAAGGCCUGUAGACAAAAUUGUAUUUUCCGAGUUCUAACGCUGAUGAAUCGAUCAAAUGUAUAGAACAGACAAAUCGAACUCACAUCACUUUUCGAAAAGAAAUGUUUACCCUAUACAUUUGAUGUUUUCAAUGCGUUUUCCAUUUAAUACUAAAUUGUCUAGGCCCAGAUAGAAAAGCAUUCUUGUUAAAAAAAAUAAGGAAAAAAAUACAAAAAAAGAUAUUACAUACAAUACCUAUUAGUUAAGUAAUAAGUUGUUAGGCUAGUUAUAUUUUUAUGACUUUUGCAUAAUAUAUUGUGGUUUCAUGUUAA
Messenger RNA from Trichoplusia ni (cabbage looper), 2577 nucleotides. RefSeq lists its product as uncharacterized. The record is from RefSeq and is a predicted model, not a curated record. NCBI's taxonomy places the organism in Eukaryota, Metazoa, Arthropoda, Insecta, Lepidoptera, Noctuidae. Gene Ontology annotation, cellular component: chitin-based extracellular matrix. The transcript has 8 exons. Gene Ontology annotation, molecular function: structural constituent of chitin-based larval cuticle. Bases 911 to 2233 code for a protein of 440 amino acids.